This is a messenger RNA of Anopheles maculipalpis, 669 nucleotides long. RefSeq names its product mitochondrial intermembrane space import and assembly protein 40-B. The coding region runs from base 187 to 636 and encodes 149 amino acids. NCBI's taxonomy places the organism in Eukaryota, Metazoa, Arthropoda, Insecta, Diptera, Culicidae. Gene Ontology annotation, cellular component: mitochondrial intermembrane space. The transcript is spliced from 2 exons. The record is from RefSeq and is a predicted model, not a curated record. Gene Ontology annotation, molecular function: protein-disulfide reductase activity. Gene Ontology annotation, biological process: protein import into mitochondrial intermembrane space.
CAGCGACAGCGCUUUAUUCUGCGAGUACCAAAAGAAUUUUACGUGAAGCUCCGAGCUGCUAUUACGCUGAUUGGAGACUACCAAGGAGUACCGUGCAAUUUCCAGGUGAAGAAGGUAUCGCCGGUUUUGUUCACAUUGGUAGAAACUCAUUUUGAUUUCGCAAGAGAGGCAGCGUUCGCUUGAGCCAUGUCGUUGUGCAAAAGCUACGGAAAGGAUAAGGUUAUCUUUGCCACCAAGGAGGACCAUGCCACCCCAAGUAAGGUGGAGCUGCCGGACUCGGAACCGCGACCCGGUUUAAUAUUGGAAAAUGGAGAUAUCAACUGGAACUGUCCAUGCCUUGGUGGAAUGGCAAUCGGUCCGUGUGGUAACGAGUUUCGAGAAGCAUUUUCCUGCUUCCAUUACAGCCAAGCUGAACCGAAGGGAUCGGACUGCUACGAAGCGUUUAGCACGAUGAACGAGUGUAUGCGGAACUAUCCCGGUGUGUACAAACAAAACCUCAACGAGGACGAAGAGGACGAGAAUGGGGCCGGUGUGGCGAGCAUGAUAGCGGACGAAGGCGAGGAGGAAGAUGACGUCGAUGAUGUGCCGGUACAAGCGAAAAGCGAAUCGAAUGCGGUAGCGACAAAAGCAAAGUAAUUUGUAUUACAUACAUAGAUAAUAUACGUGUGU